AUCUGUCUGGCCCUGUGAAUCUAUUCCCAGCCAAGCUAGAGCCAAAUGGAAGCUGACGCAGACCAGGCCAGGGCAUGUGGGCACCACACAGCAUGGGAUACCUCCGCUGUAUUUAUCCUGCUGGUGGAAGUUGUUUAAAAUAAUAGCAAUGUAUGAAUAACUGCAGCCGUAAGACACGAUUACAGAGUGAGUCAGCUACUAGCCUGGGUGGGAAUAGUUGAUAACACGCUUCACUCCACCUUGAAGUUUGAAUACCCAAUACUAUGGGUAUUCCCAAGAGAAGGACCAACACACAUAGAUCCCCAGGGAAAACUGAGCUGGUUUACCCAUCUUGCCACUAGAUGCCACCCUUGAUCCAGUGAAAGCUUUCAUGAAGGGCCGGGCCUCUUUGCUGGAUGAGCACGCUGUUUAUUACAUCUUCCCUUGAGGGUAAGAGAGGUGGGAACCAAAAAUCAGUGGGUUAUUUGCAAACGGCACCUGUUUCUGAAGGGAUAGGGCUAUGGCAGGGAGGAUUUAACCAGAGGGGCACUGACCCUGCAAGAAAUAGGGGUUGCUGGAUACCCUCUCCACCUGUUGCCAUCAACCCCUCGAAGGGCUGUGCUUUGAAAAGCAGCUGACCACACCUUCCCAUCUGAGCCUCCCCCUGGAGUGAGUUGCUUAUGGGGAUGGGGAUGGGAUUUUGUCCUCGUACCAUGCGUGGCUGCUGUGUAACACCCACUACAUUCCUGCUGCUCUCUUUGCAUCACACCCUUCUCCAGUGCUUGCCCAAUGGCAUAGGAGAGCACAGAGGAGGAGUUCGAGAGCAGGGAGUCUUCAGGAAUAAAGGGAUGAAAAGAGGAGCCACAUGAUGACACAGCUGCAGCCCUGCCUGCCAGGGAGAGGUGUGAAGUUGUGGGAUUAUUUCCCAGAGGAACUGGCAGAAGUCACUUUGGGUGAGAUGUUGGAACAGAGCAGUGGAGAGUCCACAUCAGAAAGCAAUCCACAUAUAAACUGGAAGUUGGAUAGAUCUUAAUGGGCCUUUUCCAACUCUGAUUUUAAUGGCCCUUUAAAACUCCCUAAGUAGUUUUUUUUUCAUGCUUGGCUAGUCCAGACUCCAAACAGGCUUCACUCUGCAUUUAAUGGCCAAAAGCAGUUCACACUGCGUGUUGAUGGUAAUUUCUAACCUCACCCUUACGCAACACUUAAAAAAAUUAGUAUGGAUUCCUGGCUUGGUUUGGCCAGCCUUUUAGUGUAUUCAGUACCCAACCCAGACAGAGGCUUGUUAAAUAUCACAUGAAAGUAGGUCAGCAGGCUUUUCAAAACUGAUGGGGACAUGACCCUUUAGUUGAAGGUGUUGCCGGAAGAAGAAAUUUUCUAGGCCAGCGUCUCUCAAACACAGUGUCUGUCCUUAGAAAUCAUUGACCCCUGCUGUUACAAGGUGUUUUGUAGUUGCAUACAGGUAAAAAGCCAAUAGGCAAGGUGUCAGCAGAUUUUUUUCUUCCACUGAAAAGUAUGUCACAGAUCAUAUUCUUUUCUGAGCACGUUCCCCGAUGUCACGAGGUGCUGGGCAAAAACAAGCACGUGAAAUGGCAACACGUGCUAAGUAUUGCAGGGUUUUAUUAGCACCACCAGGCAGAUUUCCAGGAAAACAGUGUAAGUGGUGACUGCGUUCAGCAAUUGCCCUGUUUCCAUAAACUCUGGGCAGUGCCACUCGUGAUGGUUUCAGCAGGAUCUAAAGAUGAAACCAAUUGAAAGUCAACACAGCUCCUGGAAGAACAGUCCUGUCCUCUUCCCACCCAGCAUGUGAUCCACUCCCUCCACCACUUGACUGAGAGAGAAAGCUGAGGUUCAUGGAUGCAUAUCGGGUCUGACUCCUCCACCAGCCAAGGAGCUUCCAACUUGCUUCAGGGACCACUUUGAGGAGGGGAAGAAGAGCUCACUCUCUGUGGCCUAUCCCUACCAAUGGCAAUACCAACAUGGGUAUGAUCCAUGCCAGUGGGAAGCCAACUGGGGGCACCAACCUCUUCUUACAUAGGCCCCAAACAGGCAGAAGGUUCAGACUUGCAGCCCUUACUGAUGUGGGUUCAGAGUGGCAAUCUCAAGCGUGUCCCCAUGACUAGCAUGGCCCCCACUGCUGUGGUACCCUCGGAGCUCACCAUGUGUAAUGCAUUUAUCUCCACCCUACCCCUAGCAGAAGCGAGGUGCUGUGGAUCUUCUUUAACAAGAGAGAACUGAGGGGGUGGACAAACAAAUUACAGUGAGCUAAAAGGGAAGAAGGAUUUACUGCAAAGCAGCUGCUCUUCGGUAGCUGUCCACCGUACUAACUUCUCGUUCCCAUUUCACUCAGAGCAGACCUAUAGUGGUUUCACUUUUACUUACCACAGAGCAGGGACAGGACAGUUACUGCAGAUGAUCUGAUGUACGGCAAAACUUUGCCUCACUUUAACUUGCUUGAGACACAGAGACCUGCUACAAUUUUACAGAUAUUUCGGGGCUUACCUAGUCAGACUGACUAAUCCUGAUGCUGUGGGACCUUUCCUUGCUCCCGGCACAGAGAGGAAUGGGGAAAUAAAGGUUUCCUGCUACAACGGCAGUUCUAAAAAAAAGCUUCCUUUGGCGAUCAGCGCUUAGUGUCUGGGAAUAUCCAACUGUCCUUCCCAUUUCUGUCUCCCUCAUGAUGCUGUGCUUUCAUGCGUGGUAAAUUGAAUUCUUACCCUAUCCAUACAACACUCCAUGGCUGUCCUCAGCAGGGUCCAGGGCCUUUCGGCAGAGGGUGAUACUUCGAAUAGCAAGUAUGAAUGAGGCAUCUAAAUCUCCCUGCUGGCUCAGUCAGUCUGAUGUGAAACGCUGAGCUUGUUAGUUCUUAGAGAUCACCUCGAGAGCCGGCAACAUUUGGAAAUCGGCUCUGGAGCUGAGAAACACACACAGCAUCUUUGUAGGAAGAGACAGCAUCUAGCUGCACCAUCUUCUGGCAGGGGUCCCUAAGUCAGUCCAACCUCUCCUCCACCCUCUCUCUCCCUCCCUUUCCUCCCCCCACAGCAUAUUUCUCUCCAGGGCUGCUGCUUAAUUGUUGUCCCUCCUUCCUGCUCCCCUUCCCAGCAGGGCACCAAGACAUUCCUGCAUUAUUGAUCAGUGAUGGAUGAACCCAUCGUAUUGCUCUUGUACCUAAUGGGCUCAGUGUCAGAAUUCAAGUACUUCCAGGAUAAAUACAGGCAAUUUCUGCACUGGAAUGAGCAGGCUUUAAUUGAAAAUUGCUUGAGUUAAGGAGAGGGAUCUCUGUAUUUUAAAGCAGAGGACAUUUCAUGGCGGAGUAACUAGAAAAAAAGCUCCUUAAUUUCAUUUCCUACUUGCUAUUGACUUCUCAUGGACAGAUUUCUUAAAGGAAUGCAACAUCCAGCCACUCCUCUGGUCUCAGCUGGGUUUAGGGUGUCACCUUGGUUCUCAAUGGGAGUUUGGGGAUAAUGAGCCCCUUUGAGAAUCUGGUCCUUUAUGACAAGUCUAUACAUUUUUAACAGAAUAGUCUUAAACCACCUAAACUGUCUGGGGCUGAUUCUGAUGCCACUCACCCAGGUUUUCUAUUGGUGUAAUUUAGCUGAUGUUUUUGGGAGCUUCUGAGAGCUCGGCACGUUGGAAAAUCAGGUGGAUGACUCGAGACCCUAAUUAUGGACAUAAAAGUCCAACUCCAAGCUCCUGCUUGUGACAUGGUUGGUCUAUCCUCAGCCAGUGAUCCUGGGUCCACUUAAAUGCAUGUACCAGGUGCUCUGUCGUUACUGCCGUGAGGAAUAACCACAAUAUCAGUAGUAACCUGUAGUGCUUUUCACCUGGAUAUAAUUCUUCACAUUUCCCAAAAGGUCUCGGUGUCUCAUUCAUUCCCUGCUGUGUGGACUGCUCUUGGGAAAGUGGAGUUGUCCAAAAGAGCAGCAUGUGUUUAACCACUAUCAGAGGCUUGGAAGGGACCUUUUGGGUCAUUUUGUCCAACCCCCUUCACAAAUGCAGCAUGCACUUAUCCUAAACUAUCCCAGGCCAAUGCUUAUCUGACCUUUUUUUGAAACCUGCUAGUGAAGGAGAUUCUGUGACUUCUUUAGGCAGUUUGUCCCAUCGCCCUACUGUUUUUGCAAUUGAGGACAAAAAGGCAUGACUCUAGCCCACGCUGCUGCAAUAGUACAGAAUAUGAUCAUUCUUUUUCCAGUAUUAAUCCCAGGAAGACAUUCUUUCCAGUGGCUAGAUAAUUAAACACUGCCUAAUUAAAUUUCUUAGAAGCAGCUGAACAGGCAGGGCUUAAUAAUAGGAGUGAUAUGAAGGAGCAGCUGAAAACCACCAAGGCAGAAGAGAUCAUAUGAGCAUGCCUCUGCAUUUGUAAGCUAGCUGGGGUCAGUCCCUGUCUUAAAGGCUCUGUGCCUGCCUUGGUAGCAGCCAGAUGGGCCCCUGCAAUCAAAAUGAGCCCCACUGAAAUGAAAGAGGCUCCAUACAGUUGCUCUCCUUUGCAAAUUUAAGUUUAAAUAGAGUCAGAGUACAGAGUAGCAGUGACUUGGCCAGACUACCGAGCUCCCACCUGGCGAGCUCGGGAGUUGUGCCAUCUGUAAGUGCAGACUUUGUUUCCUGGGGCCAGAUCCUCAGCUGGUGUAAAGUGGCUUCAGUGGAGCUACAUGUGCUUUUAUACCAGCUCAUUUUUUAACUUGUGUUUAUUUUCAGCACUUGAGGCCUGGAGGCAUGGGGGAGGUAAGGGAAACAGUAACCAAGAAAUGUGAAAUAAUCUUUAAAAAGGGCUCAAAACCACUUUGCUUCUAUUCUAGUGCUAGCUUGCCUCUGACAACAGUACAUCCCCCUCAGCCCCUGUCCCUCCCCACAUGGACACAGAGACAAGAUUCAGGGCUUUGGUCAGUAUAGCUUUUUGAGGAUGCAAUGAACAGGGCUCCCACCAAUUUUCAUGGGUCCCUGUUCGUCCGGGACCUCAGUCUUUUCCUGACGGCCUAUAUUCCUGGUGCUCCAGUGCCGCAGCGAUGGGCACACAUCCAAAGCUCACUGAAGUCAGUGAGACUCUGCAAUGGAUCAGACCCUCAGUGUCUAGCUAGGUUGGUUCCCAGCAGGUCGACCUGGUGGCACAGCCUGGCCGGUUGGUGGUGGGAAGCCCUUUUCCCUCAUGUGGCUGUCCUGAAAGCCCAGAGGCUGGCUAAUCAGGCACAGCAUUUUAUUUCUCUCGACAUCCUGGCUGGCCGACCAGGCCCCCAGAUUCAUGGGGUAUGGUGACAUCUUCACUAUUCAUCACGGCCCUGCGUGGCGGCUUCGUGCCUCAGACCUGCUGACAUGCUCCCUGAUGUUACCUUCACCCUCUAGCAUGAGAUUUCCCUCCGCAGCAACAUCGGCCGGGUAGAGAGAGAGGAUGCACGUGUGUGUCGGGAGGGGACAGCUAACAUUUGCUGUCUCUUUAAGGAUGCUCUCCUGUUGCUACUUUACAGAGUUCAGAGCAGAUCACUGUUUGCCUUAGCAAGAGUAGGGAGGAGGAGAGGCGGGGGAGGAAGAAAGGCGAGAGGAUACUAAGAGGAGAGAUUGGCAUUUUUGCAUCAUUUCUUUCAGUCACAGAGCAGCGGGUAAAAAAAGUCUGGUUGGCACCAUACACCCCCACCCCCACAUGCCCUGAACGCACCUCUGUCCAAGGGGAGACACCCCCGUGCUGCCUUCAAAUGCACUUGCAUGCUGCAUCUUGCUCCCACCAGCCAGAUCCCGUAGGAGCAUCUCUCUCCCCUUGCAUCAGGGCUAUUCUGACUCUUGCUUUCUCUGAAGGCAGCAGCAGCAGCAGCAGCACUGAUUUUAGCCACGCAGGAGCUAAGGAGGAAAACCCCAAAACCCCAAUACCUCAGGACAGAGAGACAGGUAGGCAAGCAGGGCUGCGGGGAGAGAGAGAAGCAGAGCCAGGAGCUGCCGGCAUCUGCUCCCACUGCUGGCCUCUCCCCAGGGGAGCGACACACCAUAGGGUUGCAGUCACUAGGAAAUGCCUCCGCGUGAAUGAUGGGGAAACCUUUCUUCUGCUGAUCUGCUCGUGAGAACGUCGCUCUGCCUCGACUGCCAGUGAGAGAGAGAGAGGAGGGGGAGGAGGAGGAGAGGGGGAGGGAGAGAAGAAAGGAGGACAGAGAGAGAGAAAGACAGACAGAGGGAAGGAGGGAAAAAGAAGGAGAUGGCACUUUAAAAGCCAGCCCUGGCAAUGAUCACCAGAGCAGCCCCGAGGAACCUGCCGGUGCCCCCUCCUCAGCCAUCACCCAGCCCGUGAGCCUUCUCGAUGGAAGAAGAUUUUGGGAGCCCCAAUGCCAGCGUGAUUGGGGAAAGGUCUCUCCCCGGCGGGAGCAGCUGGGUGGCCGCCUUCCUCUGCUUCAUCAUCCUGCUGACUGCCGUGGGGAACUUCCUGCUCAUCCUGCUCAUCUUCACGCAGCGCUCCCUGCGCAACACCUCCAACUACUUCUUGGUGUCCCUCUUCAUGGCCGACCUCAUGGUUGGCUUGGUGGUCAUGCCGCCGGCCAUGCUGAACCAGCUGUACGGCCGGUGGGUGCUGGAGGGCGAGUUCUGCUCCAUCUGGUACGCCUUUGACAUCAUGUGCUGCAGCGCCUCCAUCCUCAACCUGUGUGUCAUCAGCCUCGACAGGUACCUGCUCAUCAUCUCCCCGCUCAAGUACAAGCUGCGGAUGACCUCCUGCAGGGCCGUCUGGCUCAUCUUUGCGACCUGGACCUUAGCCGCUUUGGCCUCCUUUCUGCCCAUCAAGAUGGGGUGGCACGAGCUGGAGUUUGAGAUCACACCGCUCAACAUCACCUCCCACAUGGAAGAGGACCAGUGCAGGCUCCUGGUCAGCUUGCCUUUUGCCCUGAUAGCCUCCUGCCUGACUUUCUUCCUCCCAUCCGUGGCUAUUUCCUUCACCUAUUGCCGGAUCCUCCUGGCAGCCAGGAAGCAAGCGGUGCAGGUGGCGUCCCUCACCACCAACGUGACCUCCACUUCAGAUGAUCCCACACAACAGGUCUCCAGAGCCCAGAGCCAAUCGGCGGCCACGAGCGAGAGCAGGAAAUUUGCCAAUAAGCACAGCAAGAAAGCCUUGAAGGCCAGCCUGACCCUGGGCAUCCUGCUGGGCAUGUUCUUCGUGGCCUGGCUCCCCUUCUUUGUGUCUAACAUGGCACAAGCAGUAUGUGACUGCAUCCCUGCCGGCUUCUUUGACGUGCUCACCUGGCUUGGUUACUGCAACAGCACCAUGAACCCCAUCAUCUACCCGCUCUUCAUGAGGGACUUCAAGAGAGCCAUGGCCAAGUACCUGCCCUGCUGCCGGCGCUCGUGGGAACGCAGGCCCAGCGCCGUCUCCCUGUCGAUGAGGAACUCCAACAGUGGGCAGCGGCUGGGGAUGUCCCUCAAGAAUGUCCUCACUUUGCAGGGCGAGACUGACUCUGUGGACUCGGUCAUCCAAGUGAACGAGCACAUCUUUCUGCCCGCCUGCAAAGACCAUCACUUGGAGUCCAUCCCAGUCACGGGGGCCGAUUCAGUCAACAUAUUUGACUUGGACCACACAGACCAGGAGCUGCAGAUCAACCAGCUAAACACUCCCAUGGAUUGACCGAGGGGCUUGGAUGGGAACAGAAGACGGCUGGGGAGAGCUCGUUACAGGGUCUCCCAAUUGACAAACUAGCCAUAUGCUGCCUAAUGGUACCUGCUGCAAUAUGGUGUGGCCCCUGAGGACAAAGGCAGAGAUGGAGGAGUAUGUGGCGCUGUGUGUGCGUGUGCAUGUAUGCGUAUAGGUACAGGGACCUCUUGAACCAAAAUGGACCGUAUGGACAUACCGCGGCAUUGAUUUACCAUGAUAUAUAGCCCCCUGCCACUCUGCAAACAAAUCACUGGGUUCUCUGACAGCUUAGCUGCAGGAAGGGAAAUGUAUCUCCUCUUCGUGUGGAAGUCACUAACCAUUUCUUCAUGUUACAGUUUGGGCUUGUUUAAAAAGGUGAAGUCACAUUUUAUUGCUGAA
Alligator mississippiensis (American alligator) is the source of this 7969-nucleotide messenger RNA. RefSeq names its product 5-hydroxytryptamine receptor 6 (gene HTR6). Gene Ontology annotation, cellular component: dendrite; membrane. The transcript is spliced from 3 exons. Gene Ontology annotation, biological process: G protein-coupled receptor signaling pathway, coupled to cyclic nucleotide second messenger; chemical synaptic transmission. The coding region runs from base 6254 to 7564 and encodes 436 amino acids. The record is from RefSeq and is a predicted model, not a curated record. Lineage: Eukaryota; Metazoa; Chordata; Crocodylia; Alligatoridae. Gene Ontology annotation, molecular function: neurotransmitter receptor activity; G protein-coupled serotonin receptor activity.